Molecule: messenger RNA, 1332 nt
Organism: Xylona heveae TC161
Lineage: Eukaryota; Fungi; Ascomycota; Xylonomycetes; Xylonales; Xylonaceae
Product: bifunctional 6-phosphofructo-2-kinase/fructose-2,6-bisphosphate 2-phosphatase
Exons: 3
Coding region: 1-1332 (443 amino acids)
Biological process (GO): fructose metabolic process; fructose 2,6-bisphosphate metabolic process
Cellular component (GO): cytosol
Molecular function (GO): ATP binding; fructose-2,6-bisphosphate 2-phosphatase activity; 6-phosphofructo-2-kinase activity
Source: RefSeq, a predicted model, not a curated record
AUGUCGCCUGUGGAGGGGGAUAUCUGCACUAAACACCCGUUCGGUGUCGGUAUGCAGGUCGAUGAUAUCCGUAUUUGCGUCGUCAUGGUGGGCCUGCCCGCCCGUGGCAAGAGCUUCAUCGCUCAGAAAGUUGUCCGCUACCUUGACUGGAGAGACAUCCCCGCCAAGGUCUUCAACGUAGGCAAUUACCGUCGUGCCGAUACGCCGCAGCCCACCGCCGAUUUCUUUGAUACGUCCAAUACCGAGGGAGAACGACUGCGUCGGGCCGCGGCCGAGGCAGCCGUCACGGACAUGUUGGAGUGGUUCCACCAAGGCAAGGGAAUCAUUGCCGUUUUGGACGCAACCAACUCCACUAAAGACCGUCGGCGUUGGAUCCAAGAGCGUUGUGCCGCUGACAAUGUCGCGACACUCUUUGUCGAAUCCAAGUGUGACGACGAGUCUUUGAUUAUGCAGAAUGUCAUGGAUGUCAAGACGACCUCGCCAGACUACAAGGGACUUGAUCCGGAGGUAGCGGCCAAGGACUUUCGUGAUCGCAUUCGGAAGUACGAGUUGGUAUACGAAACGAUUGACGAGGACGAGGCGGAUAUGACCUAUGUCAAAUUGAUCAAUGUGGCUUCCCAGACGGUCAUUAACCGUGUGCACGAUUACAUGCAGAGUCGAAUUGUUUACUAUCUUAUGAAUUUGCACAUCAAGCCUCGCUCCAUUUGGCUGUCAAGACACGGCGAAUCCAUGUACAACCUCGAAGGCAAGAUUGGCGGCGAUGCCGACUUGUCUCCACGCGGAGAGGCAUAUGCUCGCUCACUGCCCUCUCUCGUCGAUCAAUCAAUUGAGCCCGGCCAGACGUUGACGGUCUGGACCUCGACGCUUCGCCGAACCAUUCAAACCGCGCGAUAUCUUGUGGACAAGCACGGUCGGCAACUGCCAUGGAAAGCGCUUGACGAGCUGGACUCGGGCGUAUGCGACGGAUUAACGUACGAGGACAUUGAAGCAAAAUACCCUGAAGACUUUAAGGCGCGCGAUGACGACAAGUACAAUUACCGGUAUCGUGGUGGCGAGUCGUAUCGGGAUGUGGUCGUUCGGCUGGAGCCCAUCAUCAUGGAACUCGAGCGGAACGAGGAUAUUCUGAUUGUCACCCAUCAGGCCAUUCUCCGCUGCAUCUACGCCUACUUCAUGAAUGUCCCUCAAGAGAGAUCGCCCUGGAUGGAGGUUCCCUUGCAUACAGUCAUCAAGCUGACUCCUCGCGCCUAUGGUACAAUUGAGGAGAGAUGGAAGGCAGACAUUCCUGCCGUCAGCACAUUUAGAACAAAGGGUUCAUCAGCAAAGCAUCAGUAG